GCGCUUAACAUUGACGUAUGGACUGGAAAGACUUCAGCAUCAGGAUAUUUUUAAAGUUUUGUUUGUGAUUGUUUUUGCUUAUGUUUUUUUGUAUCGACGCGGUAAUCUAGUUAGCUAGAUACUAUGCCAGUCCAAAUGAAGACUCGAUUCGACUCAUGUUUCUCCGGCGCUUGACUUCGUUCGGUUACAACUGGUCCCCUCCAUCCCCGGCCUUCAACGACGGCUGGAGGACCUUGCACUUCACCCGGACUCUAUGUUUGCCGGGUGGGCCUCCCCGGCCAGUACCUUUAAACCUCAGUCAACACCUCUCCGGUGCUUUUCGACUUCUACACCCCCACAGCUGGACAUGUAACCCAGAGCAGGGGUUAACGUUUCUCGCACUGCCUCAGAGGUCCCUCCACCUCUCUAGCGGACUGAUGGAGAGGUCGAACAAGGAACCGCCGCACAAGCCGCCCCCCCACAAGCGGAGGAGGAGUACGGAGGACCAUGGUUCCAGAGACAGUUCCGAGCCGCGCCUCCCCAAAACAGAGAAUUCGCGACACACUCGCAGCUCUACGACCAGUCCCAACUACUGGUUUAAGAAUGGGGCAAACAGAGAACCACCUCCACAAAAUACCAGCGCCGGCCCACAGAUGCCAACAAAAUUGACAGCACCUUUAUACAGGGGUUGGGAGGAGUUCAGCUCCUUCUACGAACCCCAGCAAUCUUCCAACCAACAGAGGUGUGAGUUCUCUGUGCUCACCUAUAACAUCUUGUCCCAGGACCUUCUCCAAGACAACGCCUACCUGUACCGCCAUUGCACAGAUUCAGUCCUGAGCUGGGCCUUCCGCUUGCCCAACCUGCUCCGAGAACUGCAGCUCUACGACGCCGAUAUCCUAUGUCUCCAGGAGGUGCAACACAACCACUAUGAGGAGCAGAUCAGACCUGCUCUGCAGGCCCGGGGUUACUGGUGUGAGUACAAGCGUCGAACUGGCGGCAAGCCAGACGGUUGCGCCGUGGCCUUCAAGAGAGACAGCUUCUCUCUUCUCUCCCGUCACGCUGUGGAGUACCUCCGACCCGGGGUCUCUCUCCUGGACAGAGACAACGUGGGCCUGAUCCUGUUACUGCGGCCGGCAGGUGGCACCGACCAAUCACAGCCCUCCUCCUGCCUGUGCGUGGCCAAUACCCACCUGCUGUACAACCCCCGCCGUGGCGACAUCAAGCUGGCCCAAACUGCCCUGCUAUUGGCUGAGAUCGGACGCCUUGCCCACCUGCCUGAUGGUACGCCAUGUCCAGUGGUGCUUUGUGGAGAUUUGAAUUCAGUCCCCUGGUCUCCCCUCUACUCCUUCCUCAGACAGGGCUGUCUGGAGUACGAAGGCUUGCCUACAGCCUGGGUGUCAGGACAGGAGGAGAACCCCAGGGGCCAGCGUGUCCUCUCUGCCCCCAUCUGGCCCCCCAGCCUGGGGAUCAACCGGCAGUGCCAGUACCAGACACAGUCCAGUCCAGAUCCAGCAGCAGUGGGGCAGCCUCCCCCCCCAGCCUUUCCCCCCAGCAUAGAACACUCCCUCCUCCUGUCCUCGGCAUACUCCCACCUAGUGCAUGAUGGGAGGCCUGAGAUCACCACCAGCCACUCACGCACCUCCAUCACUGUGGACUACAUCCUGUACACCCCUGGAGCAGGAGACGUGGCCGCGCACACAGAACACAGUAAGGCAGCUCCACUUCCUGAUGGGCGGGGCCUGCAUCUCCUAGGUCGACUGGGAUUGGUUGGACAAUCCGAAUUGAUGAAGGUCAAAGGGCUGCCCAAUGAGCAUCACUCGUCGGACCACCUGCCCCUCCUUGCCCGAUUUUGCCUCUGUCCCUGAACCAGAACUUUCUGCCAGCACUUGUGCACACAGACACAUCAAGGAAAAGACACAUGUAGAUACACACAAUCAUAAGGAAGCAGCAACAAUCCUCCACCUAAUGAACUGACUGUGUCAUAUCAUUCUGUUCUCAUUUGAACAAGUGAGACUUUGGGAGAACUGGAACGGACUCUUCUUUCAGGUCUCUCAGUAGACAAUGAACACCUGAGAUGUUUACAUUUACUCUGUAAUUGUGUUUAAUUUUUUAGCGGCUGAUAUUGUGCUUUAAUGUAUAGUAUGAAUGGCAAAAAGGGACAAGACAUUUUGUUUUGUUUUUUUAGAUGGUAAACACUUUUAAUUUUAUGCAGAACGAUGCAUUCAUAUCUGAGUGGAAGUUACUGCUGAGAUGUUGAUAUAAAUAAAGAUGAUGAUUUUAUUUCGA
This is a messenger RNA of Osmerus eperlanus (European smelt), 2265 nucleotides long. RefSeq names its product angel homolog 2 (Drosophila) (gene angel2). The record is from RefSeq and is a predicted model, not a curated record. NCBI's taxonomy places the organism in Eukaryota, Metazoa, Chordata, Actinopteri, Osmeriformes, Osmeridae. Gene Ontology annotation, molecular function: 3'-5'-RNA exonuclease activity; mRNA 3'-UTR binding. Gene Ontology annotation, biological process: 3'-UTR-mediated mRNA stabilization. Bases 156 to 1844 code for a protein of 562 amino acids. The transcript has 8 exons.